Molecule: messenger RNA, 384 nt
Organism: Prorocentrum cordatum
Lineage: Eukaryota; Dinophyceae; Prorocentrales; Prorocentraceae
Source: the annotation of a GenBank genome assembly
AUGCAGCGCUGCAUUGAGGACAUUGCAUCAAGCUUGGCGGAGGAUACCGCCUGCGAGCGGCUCAUGAUGGCUGACUUGCUCGGACUUGCAGACCUCCGGCUGAUCGUUCUGCAGUUCAUCGGUUCCAGCCGAGAGCGGCUUGCGAAUAUACAGGUGACGGAGGGCUACUCGAGGCUUGUGGAUCAGCGGCCGCGUCUCCUCGGUGACAUCUUGGCCCAGGCUGUGAAGCCAGGGAAACGCCCACCGCCCGCGUCGGACUUGCCAGAGCAUCUUGAUGCUCUUACUGUCGCGGCCCUCAAGCAGCUUCUUGCAGACCGUGGGCUCCCCGUGGGCGGCAACAAAGCGGCGCUGCUGGCGCGCCUCCGUGUAUCUGCCGCCUCGUGA